UGUCUGAUGGGACCAGGGUCCUCGGAGCUCAGAGUCUGGAGCUCCUCUGUCCCGGUCCUGAGUACCUUCCCCUCAGGAACCAGAGUCUGGGCUCAGGUUUCUGCAGAACUCUACUGUGGAGGUCAGACCGCUCCGACGCUCUGCUUUCAAACGAACGUCUCGGUGGAAGUCACAGUUUCCUACUCUGACAAGAAGGUUUUCCUGCACGGUAAACCGCUCCA
This is a messenger RNA of Austrofundulus limnaeus, 221 nucleotides long. Its product is annotated as cholesteryl ester transfer protein. Gene Ontology annotation, molecular function: triglyceride binding; phosphatidylcholine binding; cholesterol binding. Gene Ontology annotation, biological process: triglyceride metabolic process; phosphatidylcholine metabolic process; triglyceride homeostasis. Lineage: Eukaryota; Metazoa; Chordata; Actinopteri; Cyprinodontiformes; Rivulidae. Gene Ontology annotation, cellular component: high-density lipoprotein particle. The record is from RefSeq and is a predicted model, not a curated record.